AGAGUUGUUAGUGUUUCUGAGAACGGCUGUGGGGCAUGGAAAAUAUCUGCCGAGAGACUAAUUUUAUUCUUGGAAAAUAAUAAUAGUUGCUCAUACUGUUAUAAUCCACUACUAGCAAGUAUUAGCCUUGUGUGUAUUUGCUUCAGAUCAUUUUUGAGCUUUGAAAAUGGAUAUUUAUUUAUAGGCUAAGCUGUAUAGGUGUCACUAGAAAUUCUUACCGCCAUUCUCUUUUCUUCAAAGGUAACAAAUUUGGUGUCUUCAGUCCAUUUUAAAAAUUAUGUAUUUAUUUAUUUUAUUUAUAUCAGUACACUGUCUCUAUCUUCAGACACACCAGAAGUGGGCAUCGGAUUCCAUUACAGAGGUUUUGAGCCACCGUGUGGUUGCUGGGAAUUGAACUCAGGACCUCUGGAAGAGCAGUCAGUGCUCUUAACCACUGAACCAUUGCUUCAGCCCCUAUUUUGUUUUGUUUUUCAGACAAGUCUCACUGUGUAGUCUUGGCUGGCCUGUAACUCACAAUGUAGACCAGGAUAGCCCUGAACUCACAGAGAUCUCCCUGUUUUUGCCUCCAAGUUCAGAGACCAAAGACAUAUGUUACCAUGCCUGAAUUUAGUCUACUUUUAAACUGUUCCUAACUGGGGGCUGGAAAAAUGGCUUAGUGAUUAAAAGCACUAUUUGUUCUUUCAAAGGACCUGGGAUCUGUUGCCAGCACAUGGUGCUUUCUUCUGCCUACAUGGGCAGUACACAAAUGUGUGUACAUAAACACCUACAGGUAGAACACCUGUAUAUGUAAAACAAAUGCUUAAAACAACAACAAAAACCACCAACAAACUUGUACUAAUUGCCUUGGCAGUCAUAAAUAGCACAUGGUGUUUAUGCAAAUGAAUUGUGCUAUAUCCUUGGCAGUUUGAAGUUGGGAACUGUUGCAUCUAACGUAUAUGUUUGCCACAUCUGUGUGGGGACCCACAGAACACUGUGGAGGUCAGAGGACAACCUAUGGGAGUCAGUUCCCUCUCCACUAUGUAGGUCCUAGAGUCCAAAUUCAGACCGUAGGCUUGGCAGCAGACACAUCCAUCUACUGAUCCAUCCUGCUGGCCCUUCUUGGUCCCUCUGUCUCUGUCUCUGUCUCUGUCUCUGUCUCUGUCUCUGUCUCUCUCUCUCUCUCUCUCUCUCUCUCUCUCUCUUUCUCUGUGUGUGUGUGUGUGUGUUUUAGUUUGACAUAGAAAGGAGAAGAAUGUCCUCGUGUGCAUCCGCCUGUGGAGGAGUCUUCCCACAGCAGUCAUCCACCUUGGUGGUGCUAACAGUUUGGAAUGGAUAGAUCCUGAGAUAGAAUAUACAUUUGAGAAUUCUUGUGACAUUCUUUUCGUCUGCUCAUGAGAUACCAACAUAGCACCUUCCUGUCUAAUAACCAGAAAUGUCUCCUGACAGAUGUCUUUCUGUGCAGCAAAGUCACUAGAGUGCCAUGAAAACUCUGGGUACAUGCAUGCAGAAGUGGGAUGGCCUGCUUUUUCUGAUCCAGAUUCGUAAGACAGUAUUACCAAUAUGACCUUAAGUAGGACUUUCUCCCAACGUAGCUGCUUCUCCGGAGGAUCUUGUCCUAGACCAGCAUUGGUUUUGUAGUCCUAGAGGACAGUGAAUGGAUUGAAAAUGGCUGUGUGGAUGUUUAUCCCCAACCAGCACCAGACUUCUUUCCUUGAAUUGUCUCUCUGAAUCUGGAUAUCUGUCUUUUAAGGUGUUGGGGGUGAAGGAGAAAGGGAUGCACAGAUUUAAUGCCCUGAUACAAUGCUUAGGGUGGAGGGUGUCCUCAACAAGUGUUUGUCAGAUUAAUACCAGGUAAUGGUGAAGAUGGAGUUGAAAGGCAAAAGCCUCUGAGUUGUUGCUUAGCUCUGCCCUUGACUUGAAUCCUUGGGUCUAGCAGUGCUGUGGGGGUGGAGACAGCUGGGAAUAUUGUGGAAUGAAUCCCAGGUUUGAAAUGUCAGUCUAACCUUGUCUUGGUAGGAGUCAACAGUAGCUUCCCUGAAGAGCGGCCUCUUCUCCUUGCUGCCUGGAGUUGACAUUGUUUCCUGCCGGCAGAAUCAGUGACAUGCCAGCCCUAGCGGGAUGACUGGGUGUUCCGUCAGCGGGGAUGUGGUCAUUGACGGCCAAUGAGGACGAGGACGAGAGCGCUACGGCCCACUUCUUUCUUGGAGCUGGAGAUGAGGGGUUGGGCACCUGUGGAAUAGGCAUGAGGACAGGAGAGAGUGACAGUGAACUCCUUGAGGACGAGGAGGAUGAGGUGCCCCCAGAACCUCAAAUUAUUGUUGGCAUCUGUGCCAUGACCAAGAAAUCCAAGUCCAAGCCAAUGACCCAAAUCCUAGAGCGGCUCUGCAGAUUUGACUAUCUGACCGUUGUCAUCCUGGGAGAAGAUGUGAUCCUAAAUGAGCCCGUGGAGAACUGGCCACCCUGCCACUGUCUCAUUUCUUUCCACUCCAAAGGCUUUCCUCUCGACAAAGCUGUUGCUUAUUCCAAGCUUCGAAACCCCUUCCUUAUCAAUGAUCUGACCAUGCAGUAUUACAUCCAAGACAGGAGGGAGGUGUACCGGAUCCUACAGGAGGAGGGUAUUGAUCUGCCACGAUAUGCUGUGCUCAACCGUGACCCUGCCUGUCCUGAGGAGUGCAACCUGAUAGAAGGUGAAGACCAGGUGGAGGUUAAUGGAGCUGUCUUUCCCAAGCCCUUCGUGGAGAAGCCAGUGAGUGCAGAGGACCACAAUGUUUACAUCUACUACCCUAGCUCUGCUGGAGGAGGAAGCCAGCGCCUCUUCCGUAAGAUCGGCAGCCGGAGCAGUGUGUACUCUCCUGAGAGCAGUGUCCGGAAGACAGGAUCGUACAUCUAUGAGGAGUUCAUGCCAACGGAUGGCACAGACGUUAAGGUGUACACAGUGGGGCCAGAUUAUGCCCAUGCUGAAGCUAGAAAGUCUCCAGCUUUGGAUGGGAAAGUUGAACGAGACAGUGAGGGGAAAGAGGUUCGAUAUCCAGUCAUGUUGACUGCCAUGGAAAAGCUGGUGGCCAGGAAGGUCUGCGUAGCUUUUAAGCAAACAGUUUGUGGAUUUGACCUUCUUCGUGCCAAUGGUCACUCUUUUGUGUGUGAUGUCAAUGGCUUUAGCUUUGUCAAGAACUCAAUGAAGUACUAUGAUGACUGUGCCAAGAUUCUGGGGAACACCAUUAUGCGGGAGCUUGCCCCACAGUUCCAGAUACCUUGGUCCAUCCCCACAGAAGCUGAGGACAUUCCCAUUGUCCCUACCACAUCUGGCACUAUGAUGGAACUCCGUUGUGUCAUCGCAAUCAUCCGUCACGGGGACCGAACCCCAAAGCAGAAGAUGAAGAUGGAGGUGACGCACCCAAGGUUUUUUGCUCUAUUUGAAAAACAUGGUGGAUAUAAGACAGGAAAAUUAAAACUUAAGCGGCCAGAGCAGCUCCAGGAGGUGCUGGACAUUACGAGGCUGCUGUUGGCUGAGCUGGAGAAGGAACCAGGAGCUGAGAUUGAGGAGAAGACUGGGAAGCUCGAGCAGCUGAAGUCUGUGCUGGAGAUGUAUGGUCACUUCUCAGGUAUUAAUCGGAAGGUGCAGUUGACCUACUACCCCCACGGAGUGAAAGCGUCGAGCGAGGGCCAAGAUCUGCAGAGAGAGCCACCAGCGCCAUCUCUCCUGCUGGUGCUCAAGUGGGGUGGAGAGCUGACACCUGAUGGCCGCGUUCAGGCAGAGGAGCUGGGGCGGGCUUUCCGUUGCAUGUAUCCUGGAGGCCAGGGUGACUAUGCUGGCUUCCCUGGCUGUGGGCUGCUUCGUCUCCAUAGCACUUUCCGUCAUGACCUCAAGAUCUACGCAUCUGACGAGGGCCGCGUCCAGAUGACUGCUGCUGCGUUUGCAAAGGGCCUCUUAGCUCUAGAAGGGGAGCUUACACCCAUUUUGGUACAAAUGGUGAAGAGCGCCAACAUGAAUGGGCUGCUGGACAGCGACAGUGACUCCCUGAGCAGCUGCCAGCACCGUGUGAAGGCACGACUGCAUCACAUCUUGCAGCAGGAUGCACCCUUUGGCCCCGAGGACUAUGACCAGCUGGCUCCGACUGGAAGUACUUCUCUGCUCAACUCCAUGUCUGUAAUCCAGAAUCCUGUGAAAGUCUGUGAUCAGGUAUUUGCCCUGAUUGAAAACCUUACCCACCAAAUUCGGGAACGGAUGCAGGACCCCAGCUCUGUAGACCUGCAGCUCUACCACAGUGAAACACUAGAGCUAAUGCUACAGCGUUGGAGCAAACUAGAGCGUGACUUUCGACAAAAGAGCGGGCGCUAUGAUAUCAGUAAGAUCCCCGACAUCUAUGACUGUGUCAAGUAUGAUGUACAACACAAUGGGAGUCUGGGACUUCAAGGCACAGCCGAGUUGCUACGUCUUUCAAAAGCUCUGGCCGAUGUGGUCAUUCCCCAGGAAUACGGCAUCAGUAGAGAAGAGAAAGUGGAAAUCGCUGUGGGCUUCUGCCUUCCACUGCUGCGGAAAAUCCUACUUGACCUGCAGAGAACUCACGAGGAUGAGUCUGUCAACAAGCUGCACCCCCUGUACUCGCGUGGAGUGCUCUCUCCAGGCCGCCAUGUUCGAACUCGGCUCUAUUUCACCAGUGAGAGCCAUGUUCACUCCCUACUCAGUGUCUUCCGUUAUGGGGGACUUCUCGAUGAGACCAAGGAUGCACAGUGGCAGCGAGCUUUGGCGUAUCUUAGUGCCAUCUCAGAGCUCAACUACAUGACCCAGAUUGUUAUCAUGCUUUAUGAGGACAACACACGGGACCCCUUGUCAGAGGAGCGGUUCCAUGUGGAGCUACAUUUCAGCCCUGGUGUGAAAGGAGUUGAGGAAGGCAGUGCCCCAGCCGGCUGUGGAUUCCGUCCAGCCUCUUCUGAGAACGAGGAGAUGAAAACAGAUCCAGGCAGCAUAGAGAACCUAUGCCCAGCAAAGCCGUCAGAUGAGCCAGACCGAGCCCUGCAGACCUCACCCCAGCCUGUUGAGGGCACUGGCCUCCCGAGGAGAUCACCCCUCAUUCGUAAUCGAAAAGCUGGCUCCAUGGAGGUCAUGAACAUGCAGUGCACAGGGAACCUGGACCUGAUCCCCUUGAGGGGACGGCGCCGCAGGAGGUCAGGAGACCUCCCCAGGCUUUCCCCAGCCAUCAGUCUACAGCCCCGGGCUGUGUCCACCACUCACCUGGCUUCCUGCACACAGGUGCUGUCUGAAACUUCGUCUUCAAGACCUGGUGGCUAUCGGCUGUUUUCAUCUUCACGGCCACCAACAGAGAUGAAACAGAGCGGCCUAGUGUAGCCCAGACUUUAAGGGACCAUGGAGGCUCUGACCCUUCAGAGUUAUCAAUGACAGAGGUAUAACUGGAGGUAUUUGUGACCCACCAUUGUCUUAUGUUCAUAUGAGACCUUGUGCCAUGUCUUCCUCUGAAGCCUGGUUUUCACUCCCUGCUUUUCUAAUCCUGUAACGUUUUCCUUUCCUUCCGGAAGCUUGAGGGACACCAAUCUGAGACGGGUGUAGAGGCAGAGGCUUCUCGAGGCUUUGAGGGAAAGUCUCUUGAUUUUUUUGAAUCCUGGAAAGGGGUGGAGAACAUCAUCCAACCUUUUCUAAGGACACUUGAGGAGGCACCAAGCUCAGGGUACAGUAUUCUUUGGAAGGGGUAGUCCUUGAGGCAGGCCAUCUCUGAACUGGACUAAUUGGAAGCCAGAGAUGACCGUGUGGGGUUUGAACUGGUUCUCCUGGCUCAUUUUUAAAAUUUUGUCCUAUUCUUUCAAUUUAAAUCCUCUAAUUUUUCUGUUACUUUUGUUCUUGCUGCUUGAUUUUUCAUCCAAAAUGGUUAACAUUUGAACUAGAGGAGAAAUGUUUUGGUAACUUUCCAAGAUAAUUGUAUAGGUACCAAUUGCCUUCUAGAAUCCUGAACUGAGUUGUUGGUUUGGGGCAUGAGGAUUAAAUGGCAACUGUGCAGGUCUGUGAUAUAGAAACCCUAGUACACAUGAUCUUGUCCAAAACACCAAGAAACAGAAAGACCCAGUAAAGAUUAGAUUUCAGGUAUGUUAGAAAGUAGAUACGUGUGCAAGUGGGAGUUAUAUCAAGAAUAAGGUACAAAGGGGUUGGGGAUUUAGCUCAGUCAGUGGUAGAGUGCUUGCCUAGCAAGCACAAGGCCCUGGGUUCGGUCCCCAGCUCCGAAAAAAAAAAAAAAAAAAGAAUAAGGUACAGGAGCCAGGCAUGGUAGUGCACAGUUUUAAUCCUAGCACUUGGGUGGUUUGGAGGCAGAGGUAGGUAGAUCUCUAGGAGUUUCAGGCCUGCCUGAUCUACGUAAUGAGUUCUAGGCCAGUUAUGAAUUCUAGGUCAGCCAAGGCUGCACAGUGAGACGCUGUCUCAAACAAAAUAAAACAAAUAAAACAAAUAAAGGAGAAGAUCAAGAGGAGGAAGAGGAGGAAGCAUAAGGCACAGGAAGCUGCAUAUACAGGACAGUGGCAUGUGCCUAUAGACCAAAUCUAGCUACAUGGACAACAUAGGAAGACUCCUAUCUCAAAAGCAAACUGAAGAAGGCAGAGCUAGGGACGCACAGGCCUUGUGACAGAUGGUGGUGGAAAGACUGCCUCUGAGGUAUACUGGCAUGAAUGUACCACAGAAUUACUCAGUAGAGGAAGUAAAUGGACGCACGACAGCUUGGUGUGGUCUGGGAUAGAGCUUAAGUUCUCUCUAAAGACAAGCAGACAUCUUGGGCAAUGUGUCCCCUCUCCCUUAAGCCUGAUUUGGCAUGAAAGUUGGAAGAUGUUGCUGCAGAGAGGUCCUGAGUUCCAAGGUAGAAAAUUGUUUUCCACCAAGCUUUCUGAUUUUUCUUACAGCUCUGAAAUACUGGGACCCUGGUCUUCUUUGUAGGCUCUGGGAAAACUAUCCUCUUCUCCAGUCUGAAUAUGAAUGUGAUCUCCCCUGCCAAGCCCAGGGUCUUGGUUAUGAUGGAUUUGGAAGUAGAAGAUCAUAUCCCAAGAAUCUGAAUUCAGCCUUCUUUUGGUCUUUGUUUUUUUUGAGACAGCCUUUCUACAUAACCCUUGCUGCCCUAGAACUCACUUUGUAGACCAGGCUGGCCUCAAACUCACAGAGAUAUGCCUGCCUCUGCCUCCUGAGUCCUGGGAUUAAGGGUGCGCACCCUGACUCCUAAAUAUCAGUCCUGUGACUUCCCUGUCCUCAAAGGCUGGAGAUGGAGGAUGGCGAGUCCAGCCCUGCUCUCCAUCACAGUGGGGAGAGGAACUGACCUGACUCACAGAGGUCCUUCCAGUUUCAUCUAUUCCUCAGAUUGGCACCUCUUUUUGCUCUCCCUGAACUUACACGUGUGAGCAGCUGGGUUUGAUCACAGAGCUUGCAAGACAGUAAACUUUUCAGAGCGGGGGGGAGGGGGGGAAGCAUUCUUUUGUUGUUUCCUACUCUCGGUCUUAAUUAGGGUGCUUAGCACAUAAUUGGCAUGCACACCCUACUUUAUAAGCAACUGACUUUUCAUCUAUCUUCUGAUUUGUGUCCAUCUUGAUUUCAGAAUCUAUGCUGUUUCUCUGUGAAAACAAAAACAAAAACAAAAACAAAAACAAAAAAAAAAAAAAAAAAACAAACCCUCUUUUCUAACAAACACGGUUAGUCCUUGGAGAGAUCUAGAUUCCUGUCCCCCUUAGCUCCCAUACUAUGACCCUGAGCAAAGGAGACAGACCCUUUUGGAUCUGUUUCUUCACGAGAAGUAUAUAAAACGAGAAAGUUACACUAGAUGGUCUCUGAGUCCCUUUUGGCUUUUAAAGUACAAGCCUCGGGUCUGGAGAGAUGACUCAGCGGUUAAGAGCACUGACUGCUCUUCCAGAGGUCCUGAGUUCGGUUCCCAUAUGGUGGCUCACAGCCAUCUGUAAUGGGGAUCCAAUGCUCUCUUCCGGUGUGUCUGAAGACAGUGACAGUGUACACAUGUAAAUAAAAUAAAUAAACCUUAAAAAAAGAAAAA
Messenger RNA from Rattus norvegicus (Norway rat), 8006 nucleotides. The record is from RefSeq and is a predicted model, not a curated record. NCBI's taxonomy places the organism in Eukaryota, Metazoa, Chordata, Mammalia, Rodentia, Muridae.